UACAAGAGGUGUUUACUUCGCAAAUGGAUUUUUAUGACUCAGCAGUUUGUCCGAUUACGGCGCGGAGCCAGAACGUGCGAGAAUGAUUUUUUUUUUUACAUAAUCUCGCGUCGAAGAUAUCUUUUAUCAUUCGAUACGUUGCGCAAUGUUGUUCAAUUGUUGAGAGAAUCCGCAUGACGUAAAGGAUCCGCACGAUUUUGACAGAUUCGUGUCACACGCGUGCGACACGCUCUCUCGUACGUCAGUGCGAGUCGGUACGCGCGACGAUAAGGGUUGCGGCUCGAAUAAUACAAGCGCCCCAAUGAUUCGCGUUUUCGGUCGAGCGGUCUCGUCGGUAAUUCAGAAGACAAUCGGAACGCGCGCCAUGUCCGACGUUUUGACGGAACCCGCACCCUUCUCCAAGGAUUUUCUGUUCCGCCAGUUUUUUGAUCCGAAAUCCAGCACGUACACGUAUUUGCUGGCAGACAUCAGCGAGAGGAUAGCGAUUUUGAUCGACCCGGUUGUCGAAUGGGCGGAGCGCGAUAAAAAAAUCAUCGAGGAACUGGGAUUAACGUUGAGAUAUACCUUGAACACGCACGUGCACGCGGACCACAUCACCGGCACAGGACGUUUGAAAUUAUUGCUGCCAGGUUGCAAGUCUGUGAUAUCGCGCAUCAGCGGCGCCGAGGCGGACGUACUUUUGAAUCCGUACGAUCAGGUGCGGUUCGGCAGAUAUCGUCUGAACGCGGUGCCCACCCCGGGCCACACCGAAGGUUGCGUCACGUACGUUUGCGAUGAGCAGGCAAUCGCGUUCACGGGUGAUGCACUCCUGAUACGGGGAUGUGGCAGAACUGAUUUUCAGGGCGGAUCCGCCGCGACUCUGUACAAAUCCAUUCACGAGAAGAUUUUCACGCUGCCGCGACAUUAUCGGCUCUAUCCGGCGCACGAUUACAACGGACGAACCGUGACCACGGUGGCCGAGGAGAUGGUUCUCAAUCCCAGACUGUCGAAAUCGUUGGAGGAGUUCGUCGCCAUCAUGGACAAUCUCAACCUUCCGUAUCCGAAGAUGAUCGAUAAAGCUGUACCGGCCAAUAAAAUGUGCGGUGUGUACGAGGUUGAAGAAAAAACAGACAAACAGUAAAACUCAUCGAUAUUGUUACAGCCAAUGCAGUUGCACGCCAGUAUUUUUUAGUUUUAUUCGCUUUAUUGUUAAUCAUCCGUUCUAUUUUUAUACAUAAUAUGAUAGCGAAUAGUUUAUCACGCGCUCUGAGAUUACGAUUUACAUAACUCAUAUAAAUUUUAUUAAAUACUCAUGUGAAUUGUUAAUAAGUUUUUAGAAAAAAUCAUCCAUUUUUUCUUAAGAUAUUAUUAAGGAGAUAUUUAAGGAGAAUAAUCCAUAUACAUAUUUUAUAACGAACAAGAAGUAUUUCGGACUAAUAAGUCGCGAAUUAUUGUUACGUACAAAAAACAAAAUAAAAUGUUUAUUGUACAGUUUUCAAACAAUGAUAUUGUUUGCGCCUGUUCGAUUUGCCGCUUCGUUUGUUGGAACGAUAAGACGAGCGGUAAAUAUUUGUUUUGUUUUGCGUCUCUGGUAAUUUUAAUGAAUCAAAAUAUGUGCGUGUGCGUUAUGUGUAUAUUAACACUAUGCGUAUAUAUUCUUCAAGAGAUGCAACGCGUACAAAUUAUACGACCUAAAUAACCGAACAUUGUGCGCUUUCUCCUUAACGGACGUGAUCUCGUUUGUGACAGAAAUGGAACUAUAUUACACACUCGUUGUCACAUCCGACGUGUGUGCGCGACACACUUGUUAACUUUUGAAAGAGUUUUGCGGAAUUCAUAGCGCUCUAAAAUAACAUUUCAAGAAUUUGCGCACGAACGUCUCCUUUUUUCUUUGUUAUAUUCAUAAUAGUGGAUUAGAGAACACACACACACACACAGCAUUCUGCACAAUAUUAAAAAAAAAACAGAGUUUUUAAGAGCUUAGAAAAAAAUUUCGUCUUACUCAAAAUUGGUAAGAAGCUUAGUUGCCUAUAUUGUGCACUGAGACACAAAACGUCGCCGGUUUAAAUAUAUUUUUCUCUUAAAUAAAUAACAAAAAUACA
This is a messenger RNA of Pseudomyrmex gracilis, 2081 nucleotides long. RefSeq names its product persulfide dioxygenase ETHE1, mitochondrial. The record is from RefSeq and is a predicted model, not a curated record. The transcript is spliced from 6 exons. The coding region runs from base 302 to 1120 and encodes 272 amino acids. Gene Ontology annotation, molecular function: sulfur dioxygenase activity. NCBI's taxonomy places the organism in Eukaryota, Metazoa, Arthropoda, Insecta, Hymenoptera, Formicidae. Gene Ontology annotation, biological process: glutathione metabolic process; hydrogen sulfide metabolic process.